GCCAACCAGAUCUUUUGCUCCAACCUGCCCUGGUCGGUCAACGGCAAGAUGCUUAGGCAGGCCUUUGAGGUGUUCGGGGAAGUGACGGACGCCUUUGUUGCAUACCACGGCCGCUCAUCGCGCGGAUUUGGCUACGUCACCUUCAAGGAGCCCGCCGACGCGCGUGGAGCGGUGGAGGCGAUGAACAUCGCUGGGUACGUGCACAGG
Molecule: messenger RNA, 207 nt
Organism: Emiliania huxleyi CCMP1516
Lineage: Eukaryota; Haptophyta; Isochrysidales; Noelaerhabdaceae
Exons: 1
Molecular function (GO): RNA binding
Source: RefSeq, a predicted model, not a curated record